AGCCUGGUUGCCUCUUUAACCUUCACAGGUUGGCUAAUGGUGUAUAAAGACUGCCUGUGUUCUAGAGUUACGGCUUGUAAUCUAAGGAAAGACUGUAAGACCAUAACUGUUUUUUGUAACAGCCAUACUAAAGGGAGCCUAGAUAUGAGUUUAAGUCUCCUGUUGUCUCUAUAUCAGUGUGUUUGGAGUGGAAACAGUCUGAAAUAGGGCAGCACAGCACAGCCCUUUUCGCAUUCAUCUCGCCUGUCGCUAUGAAGAGAAUGGACGAGGGAGGAGUUCCUAAGAAAACCUGCCUCACAGGUGGAUGCUUUUCAAUGUAGUUUUUUCACCCCCCUCUCUUUGUUCUUAUUAACCAGUCUCAAUAUCAAUUGUGUUGGAGUUCGGGGGAACAUAAGCAAGGACAAUAGAGAAACCAAGGGCAUUUUGAAAUUCAUCAGGGGAGGUGAAAGCCCUCCGGUUUCGCCUUACAAAGUGACCGAGUAGACACAAUCGGAGAAACACCUGAGACAGGACAGGAACUGAGAAAAAGUUUGUCUAAUUGCUACCGGAUCAAAGCAGAAAGGUCUGGGCUGAGCCUUUGUUGAACCUUACGUGUAUAUUAACUCCCCAAGAUGAGUGCAGCUGUCCGGCGGCGCCUGGUGUCCAAGGAUGGGCGCAGCAGUGUGCGGAUUGACAACGUGGAGGGCAUGGUGAAGCUCUACCUGCACGACAUCUGGACAACAGUGGUGGACAUGAAGUGGCGAUACAAGCUCACCCUCUUUGUUUCUACUUUCUUGGGCACCUGGUUCAUUUUUGGAGUCCUCUUUUACCUCAUUGCCAUGAGCAAUGGGGAUUUGGAGCAGGCACCUGAGUCCAACCACAUGCCUUGUGUGAUGAAUGUGGCGACUCUGACCGGGGCGUACCUUUUCUCCCUGGAGUCUCAGACCACCAUCGGUUACGGCUUCCGCCACAUCUCUGAGGAAUGCCCCAUGGCUAUCUUUACUCUGGUGGCGCAGCUGGUCUUCACAGGUCUUGCUGAAAUCUUUGUGACUGCUGCCUUCUUGGCCAAGCUGGCCCGGCCCAAGAAGCGGGCCGAGACCAUCAUGUUCAGCCAGUCGGCGGUAGUCUGCAGGCACCGGGGCAAGCUGUGCUUGAUGGUGCGGGUGGCCAACAUGAGGAAGAGCCUUCUGAUCCAGUGCCAGUUGUCUGGGAAGCUCUUGUCCCCUUAUGUAACUGAGGAAGGAGAGAAGAUCCUGCUUCACCAAGAGACUGUGGACUUCCAGCUGGACUCCAGCCAGGAGUGUCCUUUCCUCCUUCUGCCCCUUACCUUCUACCAUGUGCUGGAUGAGAGCAGCCCUCUGGUCAGCUUAACAGCUGAGAGCCUGAAGACCAGAGACUUUGAGCUGGUGGUAACCCUCAAUGCAACCAUGGAGUCCACCGCCGCCACCUGCCAGAGCCGCACUUCCUACCUUCCUCAGGAAGUUCGUUGGGGUUACGAAUUUAUGCCCCUGCUGUUCAGCACACCUGGGGGCGGGUACAUCACAGACUUUGACUACUUCGAUAAGGUCCAGGAGAGCAGUGACUCCUCACUGCUUCAGAAGUCGGUGAUGGAAAAGCUCCAGCUGGAGGAAGAGUACAGGAAAGAGUGAAAGGAUGGAGGAAGCAUGGGUAGAAUGGACAUGGGCAUUGCCAAGUGCAGGUGUAGCGGAGUAAGGUGAUUACGAAAUAAUGGGGAAAGACUCUGAACUAAGCUAAUUCUAGUUUGAUGUUUCUUUAUUCUGCUCCGGAGGACCCACUGUCCAGCUUCAACCAUUUCUUGCCCCAAUACACCUGAUCCAGCUAAGGAAAGGCUUUUGUAAUCCAUUGGUUAGGUAGAUUAAGUGUUAAGUCAGGGAAUAAUUACAUAUCACUGGUUUGGAACAACCACCUAAGAAUUCUAAAACAGGAGAUGAGAAUCAUUAGAAUGAAUGAAUAGACCAGAUCUGUGUCCAGAACUGUGUAGGGGACAGAAGGGCACAAACUAACACUAGGUAAAAUGUAACAUGGAUAUUUGAUGUAGUUGAACAGGUUCAAGUAGAACAUGCUUUUACGUAUAUUGUUGUAUUGUCUUAGAAUCAUUUUGACAGUGAUCACAGAAUUCAUAUCAAUAUUAUUUCAAUCACCCUCUCGGUUGCUCUAUACAACAAUGUUUUGAAGCAUGUAAACGACUCACAGCGAGAGCUAACCAGGAUAAAGUACAGCCUCCACAUGGCGGAGUUAGUUUUAACACAAUGUUACAACUAGUCCCCCCAAAGUUACCAAUAAGAGAAGUCCAUACCCACUUAAAUUCAAACAGUUCAUGUUUUGGACGUUUUGUGCACAGGUUAAUUAAAA
This is a messenger RNA of Colossoma macropomum (tambaqui), 2352 nucleotides long. It is a transcript of the gene kcnj15, whose product is annotated as potassium inwardly rectifying channel subfamily J member 15. NCBI's taxonomy places the organism in Eukaryota, Metazoa, Chordata, Actinopteri, Characiformes, Serrasalmidae. The coding region runs from base 612 to 1628 and encodes 338 amino acids. Gene Ontology annotation, molecular function: inward rectifier potassium channel activity. Gene Ontology annotation, biological process: potassium ion import across plasma membrane; regulation of monoatomic ion transmembrane transport. Gene Ontology annotation, cellular component: plasma membrane. The record is from RefSeq and is a predicted model, not a curated record. The transcript has 2 exons.